Messenger RNA from Harmonia axyridis, 1212 nucleotides. RefSeq lists its product as uncharacterized. Bases 1 to 1212 code for a protein of 403 amino acids. The transcript has a single exon. Lineage: Eukaryota; Metazoa; Arthropoda; Insecta; Coleoptera; Coccinellidae. The record is from RefSeq and is a predicted model, not a curated record.
AUGGCUCUUCUGCUCAAUUUUCGGUUUUAUAAGGUUGUUUUCACUGCUGACAUCAAACAAAUGUACAGGCAGAUUCUCGUUCACCCAUCACAUAGACGAUUUCAGCGAAUUCUUUUCAGAUUCUCUCUCUCAGAUCCAGUUCGAGUAUACGAGUUGAACACUGUUACGUAUGGUGUUGCUUCAUCUCCCUAUAUAGCUCUUCGGACGUUGAAACAAUUAUCUUCUGAUGAGGCGAUGGCUUUUCCUUCAGCGGUGAGCGUUCUACGGUCCGAAACAUAUGUAGAUGACAUCUUAUCAGGUGGAGAUAGCUUGGAGGAGGCUCGAGGUUUGCAGGACGAGUUGAUUUCUUUAUUGAGGCGUGGUGGAUUUGAACUCAGAAAAUGGUCCAGUAACAGAACUGAGCUAAUAGAUCAUUUUCCUCCAGAUCAUCGACAUCAAGAAUCGUUGAAUUUCGAUGAUUCUGUAUUGAAAAUUCUGGGACUCAGGUGGUUUCCAGCCGGAGAUCAUUUCUCCUAUGUUAUAGAUUCUACCGAAAGACCAGUUAGAAAACGAACAAUUCUUUCAGACUUGGCACGAAUCUUUGACCCAAUUGGUUUUCUGACACCAUUCACUUUCCUGGCCAAACAUCUCAUCCAACACCUUUGGACUCUAGGUCUGCAGUGGGACGAUGUUCCUCCAUCGGAACUAACGGAUCGUUGGAAUCAAUGUAAAUCCGAGUUGCAGGUUCUUUCCACUCUGCGAAUACCACGCAGAAUCUUCACUCAAUCAUUUACUAAAUGUGAAGUCCACGGAUUUGGGGACAGCAGCGAGAAGGGGUAUGCCGCUGUUGUUUACUUCCGAUUUAUUAAUCCAGAUGGUUCAAUAAAUAUUUCUUUGAUUGGCGCAAAGUCUCGGGUUUCACCAAUCAAACGCAUUUCUUUACCUAAGUUGGAGUUAUGUGCCGCUCUUCUCCUUUCAAAAUUACUUUCCUUCAUAAUAAAAUCAUAUGGACCCUCAUUGAAAGUGGAUGAAAUAUUCGCAUGGUCAGACUCCACCGUGGUUCUUCAUUGGAUCAAGUCAUCGCCCUAUCGCUGGAAGAGUUUCGUGAGCAAUCGUACCUCCCAAAUUCAGGAAUUAGUUCCUCCUGAUCGAUGGUAUUAUGUGAAGUCUCAAGAUAAUCCGGCAGAUUAUAUUCGAGAUAUUCGAGAUGUCGAACGGUGCGGAAGUGUGUAG